Molecule: messenger RNA, 2452 nt
Organism: Megalops cyprinoides (Indo-Pacific tarpon)
Lineage: Eukaryota; Metazoa; Chordata; Actinopteri; Elopiformes; Megalopidae
Gene: pgap4
Product: post-GPI attachment to proteins GalNAc transferase 4
Exons: 2
Coding region: 420-1604 (394 amino acids)
Biological process (GO): GPI anchor biosynthetic process
Cellular component (GO): Golgi membrane
Molecular function (GO): glycosyltransferase activity
Source: RefSeq, a predicted model, not a curated record
UAGCACCCCAAAGAACAGGAAUAACACAGGCGGCGGCCAUGAAGCACCGUCAUCAAGACCAGACAAAAUAAGAGGUUCUGUGAGGAGAAGAUGGAAGAAAAUAUCACAUAUCCAAAAAUGGACAUCUCACCUGUAGUUCCUAUUCACUCUGACAGCAGGUAAUACUUUAGUAGGUUUGAACGUCACGGCGGGGGCUUUUCUAGCCUGGUCAGGCUAACAAGAAUGCAACAAAUCAGUUCCUUAUAUCAGAUGGAUCACCAGGACCUGCUCCUUUCACAACUAAUGUAUUGACAAAGAUUAACAAACGCACCACUUUAAAAGCUCUUUGGCUGUAAGAACCAAAGUUCCUUGUGCAAAUCUGAAUUUGUUUAUUGCAGACAAAUUAUACAUUAAAGCUGCCAACAUUACUGUGUUCACAAAUGCCUCGAUGGAAAGUUUUUGUGAGACGUCAUUUGCAGUGGUCCAGCCCCAUAUUUCAGGGAUUGGCCCUUUGUCUCCUGACGUUUGCCAUUGUACUACCACUAUUCUGUCAUCGGUUGCUUUAUUCUUACUACUUCAUAAAACCCUUUUAUCUGGACUCCAUGAGUGAUGAAGUUUUGGAAGAGAGUUACAGAAGAGGUCAAGAAGCCCUGCAUUUCUGGAAAGACCCUAUCUCGGAUCAGCCUCCAGGCUUCACGAACAUGGCCGGCCAGAGGAGGCCAGAGCUGCUGGUUACUGUGGUAACUGCACGGAGAACAGAGGGAAAAGACUAUCACUAUCUGCUUCAGGUGAUGCAGCGACUGGUGUCCCUCCUGGCAACAUGUGGAGGACAGGGCUGUGCGGAGUUGCUGGUGUGUGACGUUGAAAGUGGCCUCCAAGAAAAUGAAGAUGCUUCCCUACUGGAAAAAAGGUUCCGUGUAGUAAGAAGCUCGCGGGAAGAAUCAGGGAGAGGAAAAGCUUACAUUAAUACUUUUGAGAAGGAGAAGAGGGACUACGUUUACUGCCUUAAGAAAGGUUGGGAGUUAGUGCAGCCUAAAAAUGUUGUUGUCCUCGAGGAUGAUGCCUUACCCAUGGUUGAUUUCUUUCCUGUGAUCAAUAAUUUGUUGUCUAGGAAGUUUUCCUCAAGGACCCUGUAUGUGAAGUUAUAUCACCCUGAGAGACUGCAAAGAUACUGGAACCCUGAGCCGUACCGCAUUUUGGAGUGGGUGGGCUUGGGACUGCUUGGGGGUACCGCUCUGCUUUGGGCUCACUCAUUCUGCACAUCGUACUCCUCCUCUGCAGCCCACAUGGUCUUUUUCACCCUCUACAUAAUGGCUGCCGCCGAGCUGAUAGGAAGACACUACCUCUUAGAGGUACGACGGUUCUCCCCCCAGCUCUAUGCCGUAUCCCCAGCAACUGAGUGCUGCACUCCUGCCAUGCUGUUCCCUGGGAAUGCCUCCCUCAGGGUUGCUGAGUACCUGGAUCAGGUGUUUUGUGUCAAGGGGAAGGCCAAGGACAUGGCUCUCUACCAAAUAGCAAGAUCCAUGCGAGGAGAGAGAGCACACAGCUUGGAGCCUAACUUGAUCACUCAUAUUGGAGCCUUCUCUUCUGUUAGAGCUAAUCCCUCCCACCCUCGCUUACUAUGAGGGGCUAGAGAUAGGUUCAGCAAAAUAUUGCCUAGCAGUGCUUUAUGAAAUAGUUAGUCUGUGAAGGCUAAAGCAGUCUAUGUAGGGUAAGGACAUUGCACAUUAUGACUACGGAUAUGAAAAAUGUUAUUGUGUACUUGUUACUUACCAUUUUUGGUUCGGGUGCUGGGGAGUCAUAGUGAGAGGGCCCUGUGAAAAUGGCUUCCAUUGCAAUCAUGAACAGUAAAUGUGAAAUAUAUGAAAUGUACUGUUGUGCAAUUUGUAAAAAUUUAAAGUGCCUUUUUACAGAAAUUAUCAGCACAUAAUUGCAUGGAAUAGGUUUUGUCAAAUACUUGCAAGUAUGCUAUAUAUAUCAGCCAUAUAUUGCUGCUAUGUGCUAUUUACUCUCCAUAGAUCAAUCCAGUACAUUAAAUCAAUGCCCCAUCAAUGGCAUGGGGCCAAAAGAGAGUUUAUGAAUGUCAGAAGAACAUGGUGGAAAAUAUUUCAUAGAAAUUGUAACACGAAUGUCCUGAAAGGUAAUUUAUUUGGCUGUAUGGAUUUGUUUUCUUUUAAUUUGCAAGAGGUGGAAUGUUGUUACUAUGAAAAAGUUACACAUUUUUGUCUUAUACUAAUCAAGACCUAGGCUGCAAAGAUCUGUGAUUUUAAAAUGGAGUUCAGUGAUAAUAUGAAGGCUCAUUCUUUUGAUAUACUGCAUAUGAACACAGAAUUCCUCUUCUUGGCACAUUUCAUAGUAAGAACUGAAUUGCCUUUAUUUGCAUAUUUUCAAUGGCAUUUGUUCUUGUAAUUUUUCUCUACAUAUUAAAUGAAUGGCACGGAUAAUUUAAAAACAUUCCCAACUCAUAUCUAAA